ACCACCAUCAUCACCACAACCACCACAACCACAACCACAACAGUUCCAACACACCACCAACCACCCGUGUCCGAAACCUUCAGAAACACCUCCAACCACGCAUCACCAACACCCUCAAACGCACACCAUGACCUCUCCCAACCCACACCUCGUGAUCCGCAGCAUCACGCCGCAGAUCUCGACUCUCAGCGUCCCCUUCCUGCGCUUCAACCGUAUCAAAUUCGGGGGGCGAGCGACACUCCUACAGCUCUCCAGCGGGAGCCUCGCCGUAUUCUCGCCAAUCCCGUUGACAGCGGACGUGCGCGCGCACAUCAACAGUCUCGGCGGUCGUGUGGGGUACAUAAUCGCGCCAGACAUGGAGCACCACAUGCAGUUGGGGGCUUACAAGAGUGCGUUCCCGUCGGCUCUGGUGAUCGGCCCGCACGGGCUGCGCGAGAAGCGCGCGCGCCAGGGAGAUCAGGACGUUCCCAUCGACUUUGAGUAUGCUCGCGGGAAUAAAGAGCUGAAACUGCCCGAGGAGCUGGCGAGAGAGGUCGAUGUCGAGUAUUGGGAUGGGCAUGCGAGUAAAGAGAUCGUGCUGCUGCAUAAACCCUCCCGAACACUCGUCCAGGCGGAUCUAUUCUUCAAUCUGCCCGCGAGGGAACAGUAUAGCCGCAGCGGAGAGGAUGCGAGCAAGGGCUGGCCCACCAGGAUUGCCCAGCACUUCAUGAAUACCACCCCUGGACAUAAGGGACAGCAGAGGUUUAUUUGGUAUGCCCUCGCAAAGGACAAGGCCUCCUUCGCCGCCUCGGCACGGAAAGUCGCCGCGUGGGAUUUCGACAGGAUCAUUCCGUGAGUCUUCCCCAUCUCCGCUCGCUUCACUCUUUUCCCUCACUGACAUGACACUUCCAGAUGCCACGGAGACGUCAUCGAAACCGGUGGAAAGGAUGUAUUCCACCGAUUGUUUGCAUGGCACUUGUAGUUCAUAUCUCUUAGUUCGAGCUUUCAGUUAAUGGGUUUCUGUUCCAUUAAUUUGUCCGCAUGUCUUGAUAGUUUUUGUACAGUAAUAAUGACAGUCAUCAUCGCAUCAUUCCACCAAUCACACCGAUCAUGAAGGGUUCUGUUCUACCCA
This is a messenger RNA of Tricharina praecox, 1111 nucleotides long. RefSeq lists its product as uncharacterized. The transcript is spliced from 2 exons. The record is from RefSeq and is a predicted model, not a curated record. NCBI's taxonomy places the organism in Eukaryota, Fungi, Ascomycota, Pezizomycetes, Pezizales, Pyronemataceae. Bases 128 to 835 code for a protein of 235 amino acids.